Messenger RNA from Fusarium pseudograminearum CS3096, 2667 nucleotides. RefSeq lists its product as uncharacterized. Lineage: Eukaryota; Fungi; Ascomycota; Sordariomycetes; Hypocreales; Nectriaceae. The transcript is spliced from 5 exons. The record is from RefSeq and is a predicted model, not a curated record. The coding region runs from base 1 to 2667 and encodes 888 amino acids.
AUGUCGACCGAAGCAUUGCUUCAGAAGUACCAAGGCCACAUCGUGCCACAAAGCUACAACGCUGGCUUUGUCGCCCUGAGCUAUGUGGUCAGUCUUGUUGGUGCUGGUUCGACUCUCGAACUCAUUAACCGCCGAACCGGUUUUAGAGGUCUCUUCAACCAUCUGCUGCUGAUGGGCUCAGCAGUCACUAUGGGUGGAGUAUCUAUCUGGUGUAUGCACUUUAUCGGUAACAGAGCCAUCGAUCUCGCCGAUGGGCAGCCCGAACUGCAAGUCGCUUAUUCCAGCGGCUUCACCGCGAUAUCUUUUUUCGUCCCAAUCCUGGUGCUUCUUGCCGCCUUCAUGGCUGUUGGCACCAACAACGUAGUCUCGUGGUGGAGACUCGUGGCCGGCGGUGUUCUCUGCGGAACAGCUGUAUGCGGAAUGCACUAUCUCGGCAAUGCCUCCAUCAACAACUACACGUGUGUAUACCAACCGGCAUACGUUAUAGGAUCUGCCAUCAUUGCUAUAGUGGCAAGCAACGUCGCCUUGGCCAUGUUCUUCGUGUUUCGAGCUAUGUGGGCGAAUGCAUGGUGGAAACGAGGCAUCUCGGCUGUUGUGCUGGCCGGGGCCGUUUCCGGUAUGCAUUGGUGUGCUGCUGUUGGAACUCGCUAUCGACUCAAGAGCAUCAAGCCCAAUGGCAAUGAGCCCUCAAGAACAGGCACCGUCGUCGUCGUCAUCUGCUUGUCUCUAGGGGCGUGUUUCGUAAUUGCCAUCUCAGCAGUCCUUCGAGCAAGAAACAUGAGAAGAAUGGCUCUGCGUGCCCAACAGAUUACUCUCGCAGCAGCCAUCUUCGACAAGGGCGGAAGAAUCCUGGUUGAUCCUGAUGGAUACAUCCCAAACACUGUGGUGACUGACUCUUUUCUUGAAAAGGACGCCAAGGAAGGAUUCAAUACUGGCCACCCUCUAUUCCAUUGGAUGUACCAAGCAUCAAGGAACUGGAACAUGAUAUGGAGUCUCAUAGGAGGCAUGAGACAUCAUUUGUCGGAAUUACCACACUCCCGCACACGCAAGGAUGGGCGCCGAGGAAUCCAGCUCGUGAGCGACCAUGGUGAAACCAUCGAUAGUUACGAUAUGAUAUUCAGGGAGCUUUUCUGCCUCGCUGCUGCUGCUCUCGCCGAUCGGUUCCGGGAAGACCUCACAUCCAUCGGAGUGCUCUGGGAUCAAAUCCUGCCAACAGGCGCCAAUGGUCGGAGACCACAGCCCCAACCACAACCACAGCAGCGCAAGCAAUCUAUAGCAGGGGGGCCCGGCUUAGAAGGCAGUGAUGUUGUUGAAGAGAUGCACAAUAGUCUGGAUAUUGCUGAGAAAGGCUCGCAUUCACUGGAUUAUGGCUAUGGCUAUGGGCGCGGGUCCCUAAUGUUCCUCGUCCGCAGGUCUGAAUCAGCUCGCGAUAACGAGCGUUUGAUCUCGGCUGGUUAUCGGUUUGCUGAGGUGCAUCAGGUCAGCGAUCUCAUCAAAUCAAAUAUGCAGAUCCAAACCCCUGAAUUCGAAGCCAAGCUCAGGGAAAUGGCAAGCUACACGAGUGAACACAACCACAUCCAGCAGGGCACCCAUUUAGGCUUCUUUGCCGUCAGAGCCCGCGUUAGCUCCAGCUUCGAGGUCCUUGUGAGAAAAGGCGCACGUCAUCUACUUCCAACUAUGCCCCUACCGUUUAAGGAUUUAGAAGAUUGGCACCUGCACUACCUCAGGAGAUUUGAGAACAUGCCGGUCUCCAAAAUCGUGGAGAAGUGUAAGGAUGAUUCUCAGCGCAAUGACCGAGAGGCCGAGUUCGCCGGACAGAUUGCAGACACCAUCCAAGGCCUGCGCGAGUGGACACAAGAGCCCCUACUUGAGGAUGCACUCUUUACAUCGACAACGUUCCGGAUACCUUGUCGUGGAGAUGAGAAGCGUUCAGAAGCAACGAUGAUUGCAGUACGGCUCGUCAUUCCCAUCCACUCGGUAUUGUCAAGCCCGAACUGCGAGUUUGUGCCCCUGAGCUUCUUCAGGAUGCGUCAGGUAUCGACACAAUCCUACCAGGAAUUCACACGAGGGCUACAUCAAGAAUUCGGCCAUAUUGCCAAAACGGCAGAUCGUCAUGAAGAAUCACAAGUCGGUAUUGUUUCUUCGGCAUCCAGUCGAUGGCCAUUUGGGCGUUCAGACACAACCCGAAGCACUCGGGCCAGAGGGAAAUCUGUGUCAAACGUUGCUGGGCGCCCGACUUCGAUGGCUGACUCGACACGAUCCAGCUCGACGAUCAAUCUUUGCUCCCCAGGGAUCAAUAUCCGAACCCAAUCCAUUGACUCUACGGAGGUAUCAGUGCCAUACAUGCCCCGACAGGAGCCUCUUCAGACUGCGCCGUCGUAUGGUGGUAUCAUGGUGUUCCAAGAGAUCACUGUAGACGUGCAAGAGAGCAAUGAACCACCGGGAAGAAAGCCAAGCAACAGCUCUGACGCUGCUACACUCACAAUUGAGAAAACAAUCACUAGACCUAUGCCACUGGCAGGCAUCGAGCUGCAGUCUAUGGGCCAUUUUGGGGCAAAUGAUGUUGGCACGCAGUUGUCCAACGAUAUUGGGGCAGGUAAAGGUGGCCACAGUUACGUGACGUGCUUUGUAGAUGUUCUGUUUGCAAAGACGGUAGAAAGUCGUUAA